Messenger RNA from Triticum aestivum (bread wheat), 2303 nucleotides. Its product is annotated as vacuolar protein-sorting-associated protein 33 homolog. NCBI's taxonomy places the organism in Eukaryota, Viridiplantae, Streptophyta, Magnoliopsida, Poales, Poaceae. The record is from RefSeq and is a predicted model, not a curated record. The transcript has a single exon. The coding region runs from base 230 to 1936 and encodes 568 amino acids. Gene Ontology annotation, biological process: vesicle-mediated transport.
CCUCUCACUCUCGUAUAAUAACCCUACGCAAGGUUCAGCGCCGCCACGCCCGACUCCACUCCUCCGCCGGCAGAUCCGGCCAUCCAAUUGCAAGCCCCAUCCCCACCGGACCUCCGUCCCGUCGACGCCCGGGUCCCGCCGUCAGCCAGGAGCAGCUACCUCAUCGCUAGGAGAAGCCCACUCCACCCGGCCACCCCACCCCGACGCCAUUGACGCCCGACGGGCCCCGAUGGCACAGAUCCCAAACCUCGAUAACGCGCCGCUCAAUCUCACUGCCUUCAGGGAGCAGUCACAGAAGGAACUCGUCAGCAUAAUCAAGAGCAUCAGGGGGAACAAGUGUCUGGUCAUCGAUCCGAAGCUCGCGGGCACCCUCUCGCUGAUCCUGCACACCUCGGCGCUAAAGGAACAUGUCACGGAGCUGCGGGUCCUCUCCGCCGAGCCUCUGCAGACGGAGUGCCCCAAGGUGGUGUACCUUGUUCGGUCGCAGCUCAGCUUGAUGAAAUUCGUGGCAAAUCAAAUCAAGAACGACGAAUCCAAGGGGCUCCAGAGGGAAUACCACCUCUAUUUCGUGCCACGUCGUCUAGUUGCCUGUGAGAUGAUUCUGGAGGAAGAGAAAGUUCAUCAAAAGUUGGCAAUAAUCGGAGAAUACCCCUUGUAUCUGGUUCCUUUGGAUGAGGAUGUCAUUUCUUUUGAGCUUGGUGAUGAUGACUAUUCCUCACAGGAAUGUCACCUUAUGGAAGGGGAUACGGCGACUUCUGCCUGGCACGUUGCAGAAGCUAUUCAUAGGCUAGAGCUUGCCUUUGGAGUCAUCCCCAAUGUUAGAGCCAAGGGUGUGGCAUCAACCAAAGCUGCCCAGCUGCUCAACCAUAUGCACCUCCAAGACCCUGUCGACAUGGAUGACAUGGGGAUUCCAGAGAUAGAGACCGUUAUCUUGCUAGAUCGAGAGGUGGACAUGGUGACACCAAUGUGCUCUCAGCUAACGUAUGAAGGCCUCUUAGACGAGAUGUUGGAAAUUCAUAACGGAUCUGUGCAAGUUGAUGCCGGCAUCAUGCGCGCCCAACAAGAUGGGAAAAAGAUCAAGGUUCCGCUCAAUUCGAGCGAUAAGUUGUACAGGGAGAUUCGAGACCUCAGCUUCCAUGUUGUGCUUCGGGUCGUCCACCAAAAGGCAACGUCUAUUCAGCAAAAUUACGCGCAGGUAAAAUCAAUGAACACACAGUCGGUUUCCGAGCUCAAGGAUUUUGUGAAGAGGUUACACUCACUACCGGAGAUAACCAGGCAUGUUAAUUUGGCGCACCAUCUGCAGUCGUUUGCUGGAAAACCCUUGUUUCAUGCCCGAGUAGAGAUUGAGCAAAAGAUGCUGGAGGCGAAGGACUAUGAAACGUGUUACAAGUACAUUGAGGAGAUCAUACAGAAGCAAGGGCCUAUUGAGACUGUGCUUCGCCUUCUGGUGUUAUUUUCCCUUACAAAUGCUGGGUUGCCGAGGAAGAGUUUUGACUACCUGAGGCGGGAGAUACUGCACAGCUAUGGCUUUGAGCACAUGCCCUUGUUAUACAAUCUGGAGAAGGCUGGCCUUGUUAAAGGGCGGGAAUCGAGGAGUAAUUGGGCUAUUAUCAGGAGAGGUCUCCAGCUUAUAGUUGAUAUAAAGGAUCCUGAUUCCCCUGAUGAUGUAUCAUACGUCUUUGCUGGAUACGCGCCUCUUAGCAUUCGCCUUGUUCAGCAUGCAGUGAAGUCUGGAUGGCGAUCUAUCGAAGAAGUGUUGAAAUUGUUGCCGGGCCCUCAUCUGGAUUUGAAAAGAGGUGUCUCGACCAUUAGUGGUUCAUCAGAAUUACUAUCAGCCGAGGACGUGGGCAUAGCCCAGUGGUUGGGGGCGCAUGAUUGUAAACCCAACGACCAGAGUUCGAUCCACGUCGGGGACGAAUUUCUGGAAUUCUCAUGAGGGAUGCUUCUUCUAUAUCAAUAAACCGUGGGUGCUAGUGCCCAUGGAGUUUCAUUUUUAGAAUUACUAUCAGCCGAGGCAAGACAGAAUACCGACAGGGUUGGUCGUCGCUCCGUUGUUCUGGUUGUGUUUGUUGGUGGCGUAACAUUUGCUGAGAUUGCCUCGCUUCGAUUUCUUGGUGCACAGGAAGGAAUGGGCUGUGACUUCGUGGUUGCAACAACAAAGGUCAUCACCGGCAACACAUUACUUAGACCAAUUAUAGCCAGCAGCAAAGAGGGAAUGAUUUAGUUGUCUUUGCUGUGCAUACCCCUUUUUGAUUGUACAAAGCAGCGCAAACCCGUGCCCAGGAGGGGAUUUUCCUUGUUCA